This is a messenger RNA of Trichomonas vaginalis G3, 882 nucleotides long. RefSeq lists its product as uncharacterized. Bases 1 to 882 code for a protein of 293 amino acids. The transcript has a single exon. NCBI's taxonomy places the organism in Eukaryota, Parabasalia, Trichomonadida, Trichomonadidae. The record is from RefSeq and is a predicted model, not a curated record.
AUGUCAGAUCGAUCGGGCUCUGGAAAUAGAGGGCCUUCAUGGAGAAGAGAAAGGCAUCGUGAGUCUAGACGAGAUUAUUAUGAUUAUGAUGACUAUGAAGAACAUCGUAAAUAUGAUUAUUUACCUAGACGUAAUUCUGAUUAUAAUUCAGUACCUAGACAUUCACAUUUACCAUCAGAUAUGGAAAAAUCACCUUCAAAUGCAUUUAAAUCAUUUAAAAAAUAUCUUGAUAAAAUUAUAUUUAAAGAGUUGAAAGAGUCAGAAUUAACAAUUGCUGAUAAACCUCUUAGAUUACUUGAAAAACAUAUAUACAACGAUAUUUUAGAUGCAUUUACACAGAUAUGUCAAUAUUCCCGUCACAGACAAGAUGUCAAUAUCGAUAAAUCUAAGACGUUAGUUUCUUAUAACCCGAAAGUACCCCUAUAUCAAUUACAAUUUGAACACAAUAUGAAAGCAUCUGUAUAUCCAAAUCUUUUUGAAUGGUCAGACUUAAUACAGAUGCACAACAUUCAUAGUGUUCAGAAAUUACUUGAAGUCCAACUUGAUAGAGAUCAGCUUACUCAAAUAAAAAUUGAUUCAAUCCAAAAUGUUCUUCAACAUUUCUCUUCUAUUCCUGCUGGAUACAUUGUUAAUCAUAGUGAUAUAAAUAUGCUUAACAAAGAACUAGAGAAAGCAAAAAGAACAAAAAGCGAAAGUCAAACAUCAAGCUCCACAACCUCUGCGAGAUCAAGUCAGUUAUCUAAUCAAAGGCAACUCAAAAAUUCUGAUAGGAGCCAGACAAUUUGUAUUACUCCACAAGAUAUUUUUACAUUUCUUCAAUUAUCUCCAAGAUUUAAGUUCCUUUAUCAACAGAUGAUGUACAAUUAUCAGGUGAAUCAAUAG